This is a messenger RNA of Oryctolagus cuniculus (rabbit), 1504 nucleotides long. It is a transcript of the gene CLNS1A, whose product is annotated as chloride nucleotide-sensitive channel 1A. NCBI's taxonomy places the organism in Eukaryota, Metazoa, Chordata, Mammalia, Lagomorpha, Leporidae. Gene Ontology annotation, biological process: mRNA cis splicing, via spliceosome; chloride transport; cell volume homeostasis. Gene Ontology annotation, cellular component: pICln-Sm protein complex; plasma membrane; spliceosomal complex. The record is from RefSeq and is marked validated.
CGCUGUGCCGCAGCUGCCUGCCGGUGUGCGUUCCGCGUUCGGUGCAGCCAUGAGCUUCCUCCGGAGUUUCCUGCCUCCCGGGCCCACGGAAGGGCUGCGGCACCAGCAGCCGGAUACCGAGGCAGUCCUGAACGGGAAGGGCCUCGGCACCGGCACCCUCUACAUCGCUGAGAGCCGCCUGUCUUGGUUAGAUGGUUCUGGAUUAGGAUUCUCACUGGAAUAUCCCACCAUUAGCUUACACGCGGUAUCCAGGGACCCAAAUGCCUAUCCACAAGAGCAUUUGUAUGUUAUGGUAAAUGCCAAAUUUGGAGAAGAAUCAAAAGAACUUGUUGCUGAUGAAGAGGAAGACAGUGAUGAUGAUGUUGAACCUAUUUCUGAAUUUAGAUUUGUACCUGGUGAUAAAUCAGCAUUGGAGGCAAUGUUCACUGCAAUGUGUGAAUGUCAGGCCUUGCAUCCAGACCCUGAGGAUGAAGAUUCAGAUGAUUAUGAUGGAGAAGAAUAUGAUGUGGAAGCACAUGAACAAGGACAGGGGGAUAUCCCUACGUUCUAUACCUAUGAAGAAGGAUUGUCCCAUUUAACAGCAGAAGGCCAAGCCACAUUGGAGAGACUAGAAGGAAUGCUUUCUCAGUCUGUGAGCAGCCAAUAUAACAUGGCUGGAGUUCGGACGGAAGAUUCAAUAAGAGAUUAUGAAGAUGGCAUGGAGGUAGACACUACGCCAACAGUUGCUGGACAGUUUGAAGAUGCAGAUGUUGAUCACUGAAAAUGGUUUAUGCGGCUGGAAGAUUCUGCUUUAUAACUGUAGGAAAGGACUUGGUGCCUCUUCCUGUCUGGAGUGGGGUUGAUGAAAAUGUUUUUGCUUCUUCAAAACUCACUUGAGCCAGUUCUUUCUUGAAACAGCAAGUUGUCACCAGCAGAAGAAACUAUGACCUUUAUUAACAAAGGUGAAUUAACUAGGAAGGUAUUUGUAGUCUAUCACCCCUGAAUUUUCUGUGUCUGGUUCCCCUUUGGGUGGGUCUGUAAUUUCUGCCUUCACUGUAUAUGUCUUCUGUAAGCUAGCAGGCCUAUGUGGUGAAAUGCACAGGAGCUGGGAGGUGUGGGUAGACUGGGUGGGAGAGGCUGAAGCUAAAAUAUGCCUCUUUGGGACUAAAGAUACCUUUAUCACUUAAAAAGAGAGAGAUCUCAGAGGAAUCCUAUCUGCUGCUCAUUCACAGAGUCUUUUACUGAAAUGGGACCCAGAUUAAUUCAGCAUCACUAGGUGACCUCUUUGGAAACCUCCCAGGCACUUGUACCACACUUCCACAGAUGCUUCUGACUAGCCUUUGCUCCUUCCACCGUGCUUCCCUGUCUGCUCUGUUACAACCUCUGGGGUUAUCUCUGGUUUCCAGUCGCUAGGCUAGUUUUCUGUAACAGAACAAGUGAAACUGUUAUGAAGCCCUCAAAGUACUUCAAAUGAUAACUGUUUUGUCUUUGUAAUAGCUUAACAAAUAAAUCUAGGUUUUCUAUA